CGGGCAGUGCGCGGCAGAGCCGUCGGGGGGCCGUGGCGCCGCGCGGCGGGGGCACGGGCACGGGCACGGGCACGGGCACGGGCGAUGCCGAGCCCCGCUCGCUGAGGCAGAACUGGGAUGCCGCCCCGGGGAGCCCCGCCGCCGCCGCCCCGGCGCUAGCCUGUGCUGCCCGGCGGGGCGGGAGGCGCCGAGCCAUGCUGCCCGGCCUAUGGGACAUCGCCUGAGCUGCUGCCGCCGCCGCCGCCUCGAUGCCCCCGGCCCCCCGCAGCCGCCGCCGCCGCCCGCCCCGGUGAGGAGGAAGCUGCUGCUGCUCCUCAUCAUGCUCGUGCUCUGGCUCUGCAUGUUCUACUCGUGCGCCGGCUCCUGCGCCGCCCUGCCCGGCCUCGUGCUGCUCGGCGCCCCGCCGCCCCCCCCCGCCGCCGCCGCCGCCGCCGGGCCCCCGCCCGGGACCGGGCUGUCCAAGCUGCUGCUGCGGGCGCCCGCCAAGGCGCCGCCGGACGAGCUCCCCGACGCGCCCAGCCCCAUCUCCAGCUUCUUCAACGGCUCCGGCUCCAAGCAGCUGCCGCAGGCCGUCAUCAUCGGCGUGAAGAAGGGCGGCACGCGGGCGCUGCUGGAGUUCCUGCGCGUGCACCCGGACGUCAGGGCCGUGGGCGCCGAGCCCCACUUCUUCGACCGCAACUACGAGCGGGGCCUCGCCUGGUACAGAGACUUGAUGCCCAGGACCCUGGAUGGGCAGAUCACCAUGGAGAAAACCCCCAGCUACUUCGUCACCAAGGAGGCACCCGCUCGUAUCUCCGCCAUGUCAAAGGGCACCAAGCUCAUCGUAGUCGUAAGGGACCCUGUAACCAGAGCCAUAUCUGAUUACACGCAGACUCUUUCUAAGAAGCCUGACAUCCCCACCUUUGAGAGCCUGACCUUCAAAAACAGGACUACGGGACUGAUCGACACCUCGUGGAGCGCCAUCCAGAUUGGCAUCUAUGCCAAGCACCUGGAGAACUGGCUCCUGUACUUCCCCAUCGGGCAGAUCCUCUUUGUCAGCGGGGAGCGGCUGAUCAGCGACCCUGCUGGGGAGCUGGGCAGGGUCCAGGACUUCCUGGGCCUCAAGAGGAUCAUCACAGACAAACACUUCUACUUCAACAAAACCAAGGGUUUUCCGUGCCUGAAAAAGGCUGAAGGCAGCAGCAAACCCCACUGCCUGGGGAAGACAAAAGGCAGGCCCCACCCCGAGAUAGACCAGGAGGUGGUGCAGAGACUGCGGGACUUCUACCGGCCUUUCAACAUGAAGUUCUACCAGAUGACUGGGCACGACUUCGGCUGGGACUGAGGCUGAUGCAGUCGCUCACCUCUGUAAUUACCCAUGUGGCACGGUUUGCUUAUAUAAAGAGAUAUAUGUAUGUAAAAUGUACAGAAAUCUAUUUUAUAAUAAUUUAUUUUUAAUUCUUAAGCAAUUAAUUCACUAAGCUGCCUAACCACACUGGCUAGAAUGUUAGCCCAUAACCUGUUUAACAUUCCACGGUAUUUUAUUCUAAUGUCUUUUUAUUUGGCUGUAAUUGGUGCUUCCAUUUUUCCUAAAUAAAAUUUAGUAUUUAAAUAAGGGGAUGGGAGGAGGGGGGCGGGAAAAAGCACAACUUUAUUUUUGUUACGGGUAUUAGGCCUUUAUAAAUGCUCUCAUCUUACAACUCCUAAGUCUGUUCCACUAGUGUUCUGUUUCCCCACCCCUACCACACACACACUUCUGCAUUAGAUCUCUUUUUGGUUAGCAAUGUUCCUUUGGGCCAUCAGAAUAAUCCUGGGUUAGGGAGAGGUUACACUACUUUGGAACAGAGUUGUACCUAACAUUGCAGCUACUUUACAGGAGAGGUGUGAUGUGCAAAACCCAUCAUUAUUCAAUAUUUCUGCUCCCAAGCUGUAUAGCUGCUAGUGCUGAGAGUCUGCUGCUUUUUUUUCAUUUUUUUGUUUUCGUGUUCUCCAUAGGCUUUGCUUGGUGCAAAAGCUUCACUUAUGGAAAGGAGCACCAAUGGAGGGAGGGAGGCCUCUGUCCAAGGGGAAAGUAGGCUCAUCAGUCUUUCAGUUUUAUUUUAAUGGGGAGGAUCACUCCCUCAUGCACCAUACGCCAUGUGCCCAUCUAGAACAAGUUUCUGGAAACUCUAUGCAUUUCUUUCCUAAACUUAAUCUUGUCCUUGGUAAAGAGAUGACAUGCUUAUUGCUGAUCUGAACUACUCAAGAAUAAAUGAAUCUCCCACUCUUAUGUGCAUAUGCACGUAUAGUGGAGAGCCCAUUCUAAAAAGCACUAGUCUAGUAUGCAAGCAGAGCAAUCUGCUUAGAUGCACCAAAGAAAUCAAUAGAACUACAGGAGCCAUUUCAGGGGGACGGGAGGGAGGGAGGGCGGGAUCAGUCUCAGUGCUCAUUAGUGGCAAAGAGAUAAAAUAAGGCCCUGCUGCCACUUACUGUAAUUGGAGAUCUGAGUGGGUCACCAGUGGAAUGAGAGUGGGCCCUCAGUUUUGUCCCUGUUGGAUGUUGAUUUGUCUACAUCACUCUUCGGUGUAACCUCUUAGCCAAAGGCCCAUUCUCAAGGGACUCCUGCUAAAGUAGGAGAGGGUGAUCCCAGGCAAGGUUCAGAGGAAUCCAUAGAACCAUGCAGGGAAAUGUAUACACUACUUGCUGCCUACCAUUGCUGCUGGACUCGUUUAUGGCAGUUACUUUUCCAGGAAUUUGGGGUUAAGAGACCCAGAAUCAAACACCAGUGAACUGAUGAUAGCGCUGUUUUUACUCAGAGAAGUAACUGCUCUGUUCUGCUAGAUAGUGAGGAUAAAAUAAGAACCCAAUUUUUGCUCUUUUUGCUGAAUGCCUUCUGAGGACAUGAGCUUUCCGGAUCCAGGUUUCUACUCUCCCAGUUUCUGGUGCCAGUCAGGAAUGGAAACAAAAAUGUUGAAAUGCACUAGAACAGCUGCUUUUGCAGAAUUUCCAGCCCAUGCAGAAGUAGCUAGUGAGAGGGAAUCCUUUUCUAAGGAGCGUUCUGGCCAAGUUUUGCAGACUCGGGUGUUCUGGAUAAUCUUCCUACAUUUUCAGUGUCUUUGCUGAGCUGAAGCCCACUUGUCUUUAAUGGACCUUUCAGUCACAUAGUGAUUGCAGAAAAGAAUAAAAGCAAAGCUGUGCCAUCAUUACUGUGCAGCUACAGGGUAAAUGCACACAUAUAUAUAUUUCUAUAGUUUCUAACAGAGCAUAGGUUUCAUUCAGUAAGUUGUAUAAAUGAAGCAUUAUGCAGGAAUGUUUCAAAUGUAUGUAGUAGGAGUACCAUGGUAUUUGCUAAAUAAACAUGCUGAUGUUCCUGCAUGAGUACUUGCAUAAUAUGUGCAGUGUAAUAAAACUGUAAAAAUCCUGUGUGGAUAAUACUGCAAUAAUAGCAAGUGAACUAAUGGGCAAACAAUACACGACUUUCUUUGUGUUGAUACACUAGUUUCAUAUGUGUUAUCCAUACAACUUAGUCUAAUUUCCACCCCUGUUCCUCCCCCAUCCACAGCAAGUACAGUUGUAAUCCCGUGUUACUAAACAAUGCCCAGCUGUGGCGGUGUGUGUUCUGUGGCAUUCCCCAGAUACGGCUUUUACUUUAACAGUCUCUUUGCUUUUGCCUGUCCUAUACAGCUGUCUCUACAGCUGUUUAAUGAUGAAAAAGCAGGCACAAUUUUCCUUCAGCACAAUUCAGUUAACAGGCCUCUGCUCUCUCUGGGCCCAGUUCUGAGCAGGUUUACACAAAUGGAACUGAGAUCAACAAUCUGGCCCUCUGGGUCUGUAAGCAAGAGGAGCAGUAAAGUGUUGUCCUUAAGAGCAGAUUCAGUUAUAUUCCUAUUCCAGACCUAAGGUCUGCUCAGUUUAGAGCCCCGAUAAGCCCUUGGGUUAGUUUCACUCACGAGUGGUGUCGGGACAUGGGAAGUCACAACGUUUAACAAUGUCACUGGGGUGGAGAAGACCACAUCAAGAUCAGUGAGGGACGAGAGAGAGGUAUACAAGUUUGCCCUUUCAAGAGGCAAAAAUCCCCUGGUCCAGAGGGAGAUACAGAUGCUUAGCACAGUCUAAUGUCUGCCAUUGUGUGAACAAAUUUUGUAUUUGCCUUUUAAACCUUUCCUACUCCAAAUGGACAGUGACAUUUUGACAGGUGGAAAUGGGAUCGUUUCAUGGCUGGUCCUGGUUUGCCAUGGGCAGUUCCAACAAUACAAUUGCACCACCUUGGAUCAAGUCAGUCAAUUUUAGAAGUCGUGUAAAGGAAGUCUUCUUUAUGUGGUGUCCAGUCUGUUGCAGGUAAUAUAUACAGUGCAAAGCAAGGCAUAAAAUUCAGUUGCAAACUUUUGACAGAUUUGAGGGGCAUUUUGGAUUUAGACACGUUUGGUUGGGGUUCUAUAUUUUGGCUUGGACUCUGUAGAGAAGGGGUGUUAGGUCCUAUCUCUAAUACUAAGUACUAAAUACACUAGCAUGUCCAGUUUACCAUAAAGGCCUACUAGCCUGAAAUUGUUGAAUAAUUGAGAAAGUGUUUACUUUGGAAAAGUAGUACUGUACCAGAAGAAACUAGUUAUUACAGACACUUGUGUCUUCCUACUAGACAGUUUAUGCAGUGUGUGGAAUUAAGUCUUUUGUUUCUUUCUUGUUCUCCAAGGCAACCAAUCAAGCUCUCCAGCUGCUUAUUCAGCUUUCAUGAAAACCAUGUCACUUCAUGGUGAUGUGAUGGCAUUGCCCAAGCAUUUGAUAUCUUCUUCCCCCCUCCCCCUCCAAUACUUGGCAAAGUUCUGCCAUGUCUUUAUUUUAUUUCAAACCGGUUUCUUUAAGUGUUGAAGAUCCUUGGUAACUAUAAGCAUCUCCUAAUACCUUCCUCAACUGUAUGGAACUUGUCACAAUAUUGAUUUAGGGUCCGUUUCUUCUUCUUUUUUAGGUUGAGCCUUGCUUCUGAAUAGCUUCAUGAGAUAACCAGGUUGGAUUAUAGAAGUAUGUAAAGUUAAUAUUCUUUUAAAUACUUUUAAGCAAAUUGCUAAUCAGCUGAACAUUUUUUGUAACACAGUCUAUAUGGGCUUCUAUAGAUGAGUUCCUAGCAGCCGGAGGAAGGGGAGGCACUUUAAUUAGCAUAGCUCCGAGAGCCGCGCUAAUUAAAAGCGCCCAGAGAGUCGUGCAUCAGAAUCUCCACAAUGAAAAAUGGUGGCCAGGCAUUUGAACUAACGCUCGUUGAACAAGCUUUAGUUUAAGGCACCCUACCACCACUUUUCAGUGUGGGGACGCUGAUAUGUGUGAUGCUGGAGUAUGGUAAUUGCCACGCUGCAGCAGACUCAAUUAAUCGAGUCUGCUCUGACACACUGUAAUUACAGUGCAUUGGAGCAACCUCCCUACACGUGUAUAGGAGCCCUAUGAGACCAAUUGCCAUAAUACGAAAGGCAACCAAGAUGAAUUCCUUUACAAUAUCCAUCUGGAUUGUUAAUACUGGAGUCAAUAUUAUCUUUUUUGUUUUCUUAAGAAAAAAUUGAACUCAGAGGUGUGGUUAGAAUUUUUUUUUCAUAUUGUAACAUUAAUUUAUGGCUGAGUUUCAUUCAGCCUUGUAUUCAGAAGUGCAGUACAGAUAUUAGCGAUUUGUUGUCUGUAAUAUGGUACGGUAGACUAGCCGGUUUGUUUAAAAAACAAAACAUAAAAAACCCUGAAAAAAAUAAAAAAAACAAAAAAACCCUAAAAACAAAAACAAACCCAACAAAAAGCCCCAAACAAAAAAGGCAAAUCAAGUAUUUUGUGGUAUGUACAACACAAAUUAAUUUUACACAAAAAUGUUUCUAGGAAAAUGGAAUUCUGAUAAUUCAUACUAUUUGUAUGAACAAAUAAAAUAUAUUUUACCAAA
Messenger RNA from Alligator mississippiensis (American alligator), 5866 nucleotides. RefSeq names its product heparan sulfate-glucosamine 3-sulfotransferase 3B1 (gene HS3ST3B1). The record is from RefSeq and is a predicted model, not a curated record. Gene Ontology annotation, molecular function: [heparan sulfate]-glucosamine 3-sulfotransferase activity. The transcript has 2 exons. NCBI's taxonomy places the organism in Eukaryota, Metazoa, Chordata, Crocodylia, Alligatoridae. The coding region runs from base 209 to 1324 and encodes 371 amino acids.